Molecule: messenger RNA, 2027 nt
Organism: Ambispora leptoticha
Lineage: Eukaryota; Fungi; Glomeromycota; Glomeromycetes; Archaeosporales; Ambisporaceae
Source: the annotation of a GenBank genome assembly
AAACAAGAGAGAUCACACCAUCUUCACAUAAUAAUGAUGAUGACAUGAAGAUUGGCGACGCCCCGACACCUCCAUCAAUACCACAAUUGUCACCUCCAUCUUAUCCACACAUAAUAUCCUCUUCCGCUGUGCCUCCCAUCCCAAGAAUGAACGGAUCACCCCCUUCUUUAUACCCUAAUAGUCUGCCGAUGACGCAAAACAGAUUUUAUCCACAGAAAGGACCACCUGCGCGACCAUUCCAUACUUCGACUUCCUCGCCUCUUAAUAAUAAACCUAUUCUAAACAUGAUCCAAAUUCGCUUUACCAUUACAAUGAAACAAAAACCACCCUUGCCGAUUUCGCCUAAUACAUUCGAACCCCUGACACCACCUCUGCCACAAACCGAUAAACGAUACUUAUUAGCAAGGCCGGUAGCUAAUGAUUUUAAAGCGCCUUACUUGUAUCCUGAUGACGAGAAAGAGGAUGGUGAAAUUGAUCCAUACUAUGAUGAUGAUCAAAGACAUGAUCGAUAUCGACAUCAACCGACAAUUUCACGUCCUAGAUCACGAGAAGAUGAUCUCAACUAUAAAUACCCACCGCCGCUGCCACCUCCUGCCAAUCGAAGUCGAAAUCCGUCAGAACCUAGUUUUAGUCGAAAUGGAAGUCGUAGCAGUAGUAGAACAAGAGAGCAUAAAGAAUCUUCUAAUAAACGUGCUAAAGAUCGAGAAAGGCAUUGUGGAAAUGAGGAUACUCAUUCGAAACAUUACAAUAGCUUCGACACAUCCAAUAAACCUUCUUGUUUUGAGAGAAUAACUCAAGAUGAUAAAGAAUGGUGUGUUUAUUUCGCAUCAGAAUCCCAGGCUCGUCGUUUUUUUAAAGAAAAUAACAAGAAACGGGUGUUUGAUUGUGAAAUCCACUUGAAUCUUUAUCAUCAAAACAAAAAACUCGACGAUUCAUCUUCAUCAUCUCACCAUAGUCGAGAGAAACAGAGCAAAAGUAGUAUUUCGGUAUCAUUCUUGUCAUCACACAACAAUGACGACAAUAUACAAAAAAGAGAAGAACAAUCUUUUAACAAUGCUCCUGUUCCGCCGCCGCAUCAACAGACAGACGUUUCUCAGAUUUUGCAGCAGUCCACUAAAAUACUCAUUGGCGAAUUAUCCGAGGUUUUUCAAAAGGAUAUAAAGAAUAAGGUUGUCGGCAAAUUCAUCUUUGAUUUUCUCGCACCAAAGAUCCAAGAGCGAAAACAGCAGCGACUGGCAAAAUUAAAAUCCAAGAACAAGGAGAAAAAGCAACAACCGGAAAUAAGUACUAGAGAAUUAUCUGAACUUGGGCCUUUCAAAUCAAAAUAUAUAAUGUCGCAUUCUGCAAAGCUGCCCUCGAAAUCAAAUGGGAAUCGAUUGCGGGAUUAUAAUUUGAAAUUCCAAAAGAGUGAUAGUGAUUUCCGAGAUCGAAGGUCUAGUUAUAAUAAAGACCAAAAGCAGUCUUCAUCUAAACCUACCGUUAGUAGCAUAAAUAGCAAUAAAAGACCGCAUCCGAGCUCUAAAUACGACAACAGCCGGUCUAACAAAAAGAUUAAGGGCAGAAAAUCCCCUCUACCAACUUUUGAAUUCACAGAUCCUGAGAGCGAAGACAAACAAGGAGAAAAGAGUGAAGAUCUAGCCACUUGUUCCAAUAAGCAAGAAGCGUCAUCUAGCUCUGAAGAAGGAGAGAUACACACAGAUGAUGAACUAUUUCCAGAAAAUCAAAAAUCUCCACACCCUAAACAAGAGUUACUCGAAAAACCUAAACAUACGCCUCUUAAAGUCGAAAAACCACGUCAUCAACAACAAAGACUACAUGAUUAUUUAAGCGAGGAUGAUGACUCGAAUCCUAACGAUUUUCUAGAAGAGUUCAAUAAACAUGAAUCUCAACGAGAACAAGAGAAUCAUUCUCCGGCUAAUGAAGAUUUAAUGGAUGUUGACAAAAAUGAAUUUUUGACUGAUGAUAUCAUUAAUAAAGUAGAUCGUCUGCCGAAGAGAAAAAAGAGAAUCAGUCUUCAAAGACAAUAA